CAGGAUGAUUGGUGAACCUACGGGGUCCUCCUGAAGGGGACAACCUUUCCAGGCAUCCACAUGGAUCAUGAGCAUAUAUACAAAGCCCACUAUUUCCAACUCUCAAUCACUGUCUUUGGGUCAGGCGAAGACCCAAACAAUCGCCCGCACUGGGGUUUCACAAUCCACCAACCAUCUACUGACCUAGAUAAACUCUGGUACCAAUUUGCUCCCCGACUCGGAACCGACCAAGUCAAUCUAGCCACCCUACAGGCUGUGGGGAUAUGUCGCUUGGCGGACCUCAAUCGGCAACAACAUCCGCAGGUUAUUCAAGUCAUUGGUGGCAAGCCUGCACCAAUGGAUGGGACACGACGAUGCCAGGACUGGGUGCUUAGUACGUUGAUUUCUCUGGGGGUUGGGAGGGGAAUGGUGAGCAGGCGGGCAGCCACGGUUGAGGGGGCCGUUUGGGGUGGUUGGACAGAGCUUGGGUGCGUAUGA
Aspergillus ibericus CBS 121593 is the source of this 477-nucleotide messenger RNA. RefSeq lists its product as uncharacterized. Bases 61 to 477 code for a protein of 138 amino acids. The transcript has 4 exons. NCBI's taxonomy places the organism in Eukaryota, Fungi, Ascomycota, Eurotiomycetes, Eurotiales, Aspergillaceae. The record is from RefSeq and is a predicted model, not a curated record.